This is a messenger RNA of Momordica charantia (bitter melon), 1424 nucleotides long. Its product is annotated as putative Peroxidase 48. NCBI's taxonomy places the organism in Eukaryota, Viridiplantae, Streptophyta, Magnoliopsida, Cucurbitales, Cucurbitaceae. Gene Ontology annotation, biological process: hydrogen peroxide catabolic process; response to oxidative stress. Gene Ontology annotation, molecular function: heme binding; peroxidase activity. The record is from RefSeq and is a predicted model, not a curated record.
GGUGUUCAGAUCUUUCACUCUGCAACUAAAACAAAAACAAAAUCAAAAUGUUGAAUGGAUGGGUCCUUCCGGUCCUCUUCACCACCGUCCUCGUUUCUCUCUGCAAUCCAAGAGGCGUAUCGGAGAUCAAAACACUCUCAAACAAUCCCGAAACCCAACAACAGCUCUUCUCUUUCCUCUCAACUCUCCAGUAUGACUUCUAUCGAGAAUCCUGCCCCAACGCCGAGAAGAUUGUAAGGUUCAAAAUGGCUCUGCUCUACUCGCACCACCCGGAUAUCUCCGCUUCUCUCCUUAGGCUCUUCUUUCACGACUGCUUCAUACAGGGUUGCGACGCUUCCAUCCUACUGGAUCCCACUGCAGGCGACGAAAGCUAUUCGAGCGAGAAGCAGGCUAUUCCGAAUUUAACCUUGAAGGGCUUCGAUGAGAUAGAUGAAAUCAAGGAGGAGCUAGAAAGGGUUUGCCCAACUGUAGUUUCUUGCGCCGAUAUCCUCUCCCUUGCUACUAGAGAUGCCGUCCUUCUGGCUGGUGGCCCCUUCUAUCCAGUCUUCACUGGCAGACGAGACAGCACAAGGCCAUACUUCGAAGAAGCAAUGGCUGAAAUGCCGAGACCCAGCGACAACAUUAAUCGCACUCUUUACCUAUUUGCAGCCAAAGGAUUCGACGAAAGAGACAUGGUCAGUCUUCUAGGAGCGCACAACAUUGGGAAGAUUGGGUGUCAGUUCAUUCUGCAUCGGCUUUAUAACUUCUCUGGGACCGGCCAACCAGAUCCAUCAAUCGACUCUGAGUUUCUAAACCUGAUGAGAUUCAAGUGCCGAGAGAAGGAGAGCAGUAGCAGCAUCGGUACUACUCGAGAUCAGUCUCCGGCAUCAUCCCCGAUUCCAGAGGCAUCGGUGGAGAGGUUGAGGAGGAGGUCUGCAAUGGGCAUGUCUUACUUUCAAGAACUGUCACCUUCAUUGUCGUCGGAGGGAGGUUUCGACACCCAUUAUUAUAAGAGCUUGUUGAGUGGGAGAGGGCUGUUGUAUGCUGAUCAGCAACUAAUGGCCAAUGAGAAGACCGCCAGGCUCGUCAGGGGAUAUGCUUUGGAUGAUGGCUCUACCUUUCGCAUGGACUUUGCGAGGGCUAUGGUGAAGCUAUCGGUUCUUAACGUUCUCACUGGUUCGCAAGGUCAUAUUCGUGAGAGGUGCGGGUCCUGAAAUGCAAGACCAUAUUUUGUUUCAAGACGUUUUCGGUGUCAUUGCUGUGUUCAGAUUCUUGAACAGAGUUGGACAUGUUUUACUUCAUUAGUAGUUGAUUUCGGGAAUGUAUAUAAAUAGAAAAUUCUUGUCAAUGGAACCAAUAGUAUGUUCUUCCUCCGGCCUCCUACAUGGCGACUCUGUAUAUAUUAAACCCAGUUAGUAGCCACCUUCACAAUCAAACUCCCUCCC